Molecule: messenger RNA, 2211 nt
Organism: Polyodon spathula (Mississippi paddlefish)
Lineage: Eukaryota; Metazoa; Chordata; Actinopteri; Acipenseriformes; Polyodontidae
Product: taste receptor type 1 member 1-like
Exons: 7
Coding region: 1-2211 (736 amino acids)
Biological process (GO): G protein-coupled receptor signaling pathway
Cellular component (GO): membrane
Molecular function (GO): G protein-coupled receptor activity
Source: RefSeq, a predicted model, not a curated record
AUGGACAAUGGUCUUCCGUGGAAUGACCCUGAAGAUCUGGACUGCGUUCCAGUUCAGUACACUCAGCCUGGGGAUUAUGUGAUAGGGGGAUUGUUCUCCUUGUGCACAACCCCGAUAACGGGACGCCGUGAAGGCGAGUGUAAAUGUGCGGCAGUCGAUGAGAUGUCAUGCCACCUUUUCCAAGUUAUGAGACUCGCUGUGAUGGAAAUUAACAGAUCCGACCGCCUGCUUCCCAAUGUGACUCUGGGGUACCAUGUCUUGGAUUGCACCUCCGAGGCGAUCUGCUUAAAGGCAACGUUGUACUUUGUUUCAACCAAGAAAGGGCUGCAAGUAAAUUCACAGUCCUUCUUGUACAACGAUAAAACCAACGUGAAGGCAGUGAUCGGCCCCAUGUUCAGCAGCAUAGCCUUGAGUUUGGGACCCAUUCUGAGUCCCUUUCUUAUGCCACAGGUCAGCUAUGGAGCUACAAAUGAGAAAUUAAGCAACAAGUGGUCAUAUCCCUCCUUCUUCCGGACCAUUCCCAGCGACAAUAACCAAGUCAAGGCAAUGCUCAUGCUCCUAGCAAAGUUCCGGUGGAACUGGAUUGCGCUCCUGACCAGCGAAGAGGACUAUGGGGAGGAUGGAGGGCAGCGCUUGCUGGAGCUCGCCUCCCAGUAUGGGGUUUGCGUCGCGUACAAAGGAAAGUUUCCCACUGCAACGAUAGAGACCAGACUGAAAGACAAAGUGUGGAUUGCCAGCGAGCCCAUGACCUACCAAGCGUUUCUGGAGCAAAACGCUGGCAAGCUUAUAUUAUUCCCAGUCACGCAACCAAAGCUCUCUAAAGAGCUUAAAUCUGAAUUGAACAGGAAAGAAACCGUUAAGACUGACAUGCAGAAUGAGACGAAGGCAGUGCAUGGCUGUCAGGAAUGUAGCUCGGUUAUAGAUAAGGGAGUCGAUGGUCACUACGAAUUCAGUGUAUAUUCUGCUGUGCACGCUGUAGCGCAUGCCCUGCACCAGCUACUGGGAUGUGACUCUGGAAACUGCCGCAAGGACGCCUUCCAUCCCAAAGACGUGGGUAUAUUGUUGCUGGUGGAGCUGCAAAAGGUGAACUUCUCUCUUCUCAACCAGUCGGUCUAUUUUGACGAGAACGGGAACCACCUUUCUAGUUAUGACGUCGUUUUGUGGGACUGGGGUGUUGGGAAGGUGUCUCCCACGAAGAUUGGGUUUUAUAGCCCUGCAUCGGAAACCUUUGAGGUCGAUGGAAGUUUGAUCAACUGGACGAAUAACAAGGUGAUCUUAAUAAAGGACUUCCAUCUCUAUGUCUGCCAACCCUGUCCGAACGGACACUGGUCAUCUAAAGGAAGUGUCCUUUGCCAGCCCAGAACCCUGGUCUACCUCUUCUGGACGGACAAUGUGUCCAUAAUACUGCUGGGGGUGUCUCUCCUUUUCCUGCUUAUGGUUUCAGGCACUGCGGUGGUCUUUGUGGCUAACUUGAAUACUCCAGUGGUACGGUCAGCGGGAGGCAAAAUCUCCUUACUCAUGUUAGCAUCGCUGGCAUCGUCUUGUUGCGGUGUCUUUUCCAAUGUUGGGGAACCCACUGUGGCGACCUGCCAGCUCGCGGUUGUUUUUGCUUUGGGUUUCACAACAUGCCUUUCCUGCAUCACAGUGAGAUCGUUCCAGUUGCUAUGUAUUUUCAAACUGGCUGCAAAGCUGCCCAAUUCCUUUGAUUUUUGGGUUAAAGAACAAGGGCAAUACAUUCUUAUCUUUCUGUGCACCACCCCCCAGAUUGCUAUUUCCAUAUACCUGCUGGUCAGCGGUUUACCUCCCGCUGAAAUCAUUAACAAUGACACGGUAAUGCCAAUAUGCAAUACCUCAGGUCUGGUACUGAAUCUGUCUUACAUUGUCCUGCUCAACUUGUUCAGCUUCGCUUGUUCGUACAUGGGGAAAAAACUUCCAGAUAGUUACAACGAGGCCAAGUGCACUGCAUUCAGUUUGUUCAUAUGUAUAACCUCAUGGAUUUCUUAUUUGACAUUGAUUUCUGUAUAUAGAGGGAAUCCAGCCGCUUUUAACGCAGCGACUAUGUUGACGACUUUAUUUGCAAUCUUUGGGAGUUACUUCAUCCCUAAAUGCCACGCUAUCCUGAUUAGACCAGAACUGAACACCACUACCCACUUUCAGUCCUGCAUCCAGCUGUAUACAAUGCAGAACAAUACGCAGCCCAAGCUCAACUGA